Trametes versicolor FP-101664 SS1 is the source of this 2565-nucleotide messenger RNA. Its product is annotated as kinesin-domain-containing protein. Gene Ontology annotation, biological process: microtubule-based movement. Bases 1 to 2565 code for a protein of 854 amino acids. NCBI's taxonomy places the organism in Eukaryota, Fungi, Basidiomycota, Agaricomycetes, Polyporales, Polyporaceae. The transcript has 7 exons. The record is from RefSeq and is a predicted model, not a curated record. Gene Ontology annotation, molecular function: microtubule binding; ATP binding; microtubule motor activity.
AUGUCGUCCUCAUCGUCGUCGGCGACGACGAGCAAGCUCGUCCGCCCGGUGCCCUUCACGCCGAAGCGUCCGGCCUCCGCCACCCACCUCUCCGACGACUCGACCCGCCUCCCGCGCUCCACCACCCCGAGCGUGCUCGGGUCUGCGAAGAAAUACAAGGCUGCGCUCUCCACCGAGUCGCGCACCCGCCUUGGGAAGCCCGCUCUCGGCCUUACCUCAGUCCCCCCAACCCCGAGUCGGAGCAAGAGCAGGGAUGGCUCGCGUCCGAAGACCCCAAGUUCGCCGCGGAAGGGCACGGAGAGCCCCCUAUUGAUGCCGCAUGUGAGCGAGAUGGAUGUCAGCAGAAUUGACCCGGAGGAGGUCCUCGUCGAUGCUGAGACGGUCGAGCCGGGCGAUAUUUCGAUGGAAAUCGACGAAAGCCUGCUGAACGGCGACUACGGCAAGGAAGACAAAGUCCUUGUGUCCAUCAGGAUACGACCAACUGACAAUGCCACGGCCUGGGACGUCGCAUCUAAUACUCACCCGAGAACGCUCAAACUCCAGCAACAAUAUUCGAAAUCCGCCGCCGCGACUUCCCAAGACUUCCAUUUUGACGAAAUCCUGACCGGUUCCGAGAACAAGCCUGUGUAUAACGCCGUUGCGCGCAGCCAUGUAUGCGCCGCGAUGGACGGCUACAACGCCGUCAUCUUCGCAUACGGUCAGACGGCCAGUGGCAAGACCUUCACGCUCUCCGGAGACGAAGAUCAGCCAGGUAUCAUCCCCCGCGCGAUGAAGGAUGUCUUCGCAUACAUCCGGCGCACCACCAACCGCGAAUAUCUGCUGCGCUGCUCCUACCUCGAAAUUUACAACGAGGCCAUCCACGACCUGCUCGCCCCUCCCUCGUCCUCUGUCUCUCAACCCGUUCAAAUACAGGGCACCGGCCCGAACAUCGUGCUCACCCCCCUCCGUGAGGAGGUCGUGACAAGUUUGAAGGGUGUGCGCGAGGUCCUGCAACGAGGUGAAGGUAACAGGCGGACGGCGUCAACGGACUGGAACGAGAGGAGUAGUCGAAGUCAUAGCGUGUUCCGACUCGUUAUUGAGAGUAGGGAGCGAGGAAGCGGGGAGGAUGGUGUGCCGAGCGGGAGGACCACCCCUGGUUUCAGGCCACCUACUCCCGGUGGACCUCGUUUGCAAGCGCGAGGCGGACGCAGCGUGCAAACUUCAGUUCUGAGUCUCAUCGAUCUGGCUGGGUCCGAAAAGGCUACCUCCGACAAGGAACGAACAAGAGAAGGCAAGUACAUCAACACCAGUCUGCUCACCCUGGGAUCGGUCAUCUCGACCCUCGCGGAGAACACCGCGAAGGGCAAGAGCGACCACGUCCCCUUCCGAAACUCCAAGCUAACCCGCAUGCUUCAACCCUCCCUCUCCGGAAACGCCAGGAUCUCCGUCAUCUGCACCAUCAACCCCGAAACGUCCGCAAUCGCCGAGUCCACGAGCACCCUCCUCUUCGCGCAGCGCAUCAAGAAGGUGCAGCUGCACGCGCAGAAGAAGGAGGUCGUCGACACCGACGCCCUCCUCGAGCGCUACCGCAAGGAGAUCGAGGACCUCAAGAAGCGGCUCUCGGAGCGCGAGGCGGACGCGCCCGUGCGCUCGCGCCGCCUCUCCGCGCGCGAGCAGCUCGACGAGAGCCGCGCGAUGCACGACCUGAACACGCGCAUCAAGCAGCUUACGAAACUCAUUUUGACCAGCCAGACCGUCGACGAGAACAAGGGCGACGAGUCGCGCCCGGCGAGCCCGGCAAAGGUAGACUUCGACAUGUCCCCCUACCAGCUCCAGCAGGAGCUGCUUGCGGCGCGGCGCGAGAUGGAGACGCAGUCGACGCAGAUUCUGUCGCUCGAGGCGGCGCUGUUGGCGCGGCCGCAGCUGCCCCCGGAUGCCCCGGACAGCGAGAAGGACAAGCUGCUUGCGGAGCAGGCGAAGACUAUCCGCGAGCUCGAGAUCGUCGUGAAGGGGUACGAGGAGAACCUCGGCGAGCCGUUGCGGGCUGUGCGCGAAGACGUCGAGAAGGAGUGGGCGGACCGCUUCGAGAAGGAGGUGCGCGCGCGCCAGGAGAAAGAGGUCUGGGCGGACGAACUCGUCAAGCAGCUCGAGAAGGAGCGCAAGACGCGUAUGAAGCUCGAGGAGGAGCGUCAGGCUCUGGCCGCCUUCGUCAAGAAGUUCGACCAGCUCGGACUGGGUGGACUCGUGGCGCCCCCGCUUCCACCUACGAAGUUCAACCCUCCUAUGCCCACUCCUGGCGGCGCCGCUGCGGUCUUCGCGCAACGACAGCUUAGCCGUAUUUCGAUGCUCAAGUCUGAACCCCCUUUGGCACCCUUAGCGGAGACCGAGUCCCCGAUUCGCCUGGGCGGUGUUGGGGUGGCCGAACCCAGUCUGAUGGAGGAGCAAUGGGAGGACAUCAUCGCGGACGUGAGCAUCGAGUUGGAGAAGACGGGUAUGUCCCCGACGAAGAGCGGGUUCAUGUCGCGGAAGCUGAGCCAGAGCCCCGUAAGGGAAGUCCUGAGCCAGAAGGAGAACGUGCCCGUGUAG